Messenger RNA from Hypanus sabinus (Atlantic stingray), 10864 nucleotides. Its product is annotated as pecanex-like protein 1. The transcript has 35 exons. The record is from RefSeq and is a predicted model, not a curated record. The coding region runs from base 175 to 6912 and encodes 2245 amino acids. Gene Ontology annotation, cellular component: membrane. NCBI's taxonomy places the organism in Eukaryota, Metazoa, Chordata, Chondrichthyes, Myliobatiformes, Dasyatidae.
GUAGACUCCCGAUCUCAGGCCCCAGGGUCCACAGCAGCGGGAUGACCGGGAGUAACCCCGCCUCGCUGCAGCAUAAAGGAUGAUGGGAAGGAAACUGAGCCGGCGACAUAGCGGCGGCGAUGUUGGGGAGCCCGGCCCUAUAGUCCCCGGCCAGUGGCGAACACAGGGUCCGCCAUGGCCUGGCAAUUGGCUGUAAUACUCCGGCGGGGCGUGUGGGCGGCGAUGACCGGUGGCUGUUACCUGGAGCCCCAGCAGAGCGGCUUCUCCAAUACCUUCCACCUGUAUGUAUGGAUCGCGCUGCUCGGAGCUCCGUUCGUCCUGCACCUGGCUGCAUCGCCUAGCAAAGUCGCUCUUGGAAUUUACUGUGGUUUGAUAGCUCUCCUUUUUACUGUGAUAAAGACAAUUAAUUAUCGACUUCACCUUAUGUUUGAAGACGGAGAAAUAAUACAUCAGAGUACCCAGGCUACGUCUUUCACAAAGGCUAAGACUGAAUCUGGAGUAGAGCACAAUGAUGAAUCAGAAUUGAUGCUUUCUGUUAGUCCUGGUCGCAGGUAUCAUGUGCAAGAUAUCCAACUGACUGAAUUCAGUAAGAAUAAGUCAACACCACCAGUCCUCCACAGCUCUUGGCAGUCCAUGCUUGAUCCUGCAGUCAGUGACGAUUCGGAUCUACCAACAAAUCCGAAAGAUGCAGAAGAACUCAAAGAGAAAGACUUCAGGAGACUUACUGCAACUCAGGAACAUAAUGAUACCCCAAAUGAACUCACUUGCAAAACUCCAUUAACUUUAGACAAGGAAAAGAAAGAUCACAUGCUGAACAAAGCAACCCCACUGAUGCCUUACGAUUCCCCAGUAUGUUUCCAUCAGUCGAUAUCUCCAGAUGUAGAACCCACUGGACAAGGACGUUGUGAAUCAGGCAACUUUGAAGAGUCACCUUUGCUCCUUACACCAUCUGUUCUGCCAGGCCAGUCAGCUGACGGUCCACUUAUAGAAAAUGCUAAGAAACCCGACUCAUCUCAGAUUUGUGCAGUUCCAGGUGACUCCAGGACAGCUUUCACCGAGGUGAACACUAUGCUCCAUCUUCCAAAGCAGCAAGAGUCUGCAGGACCGUUCAUAACUAAAUUAAACCAGAGCCAUCAAUGUUCUGAUGUACUGGAUACUACAUGCAACUUGAUAGUGAUCAACAGUGGUAACUCUGAACUGGAACCAAUGUACAGUGUGAGUAGUGUUAUCGGUGAAAAUGAGUCCUUUGAGAAAUGUGCCAGUCUGUGUAAUAAAACCCAAGGGAAUAUUGCUGGUCAGAUUGACAAUGGGGAUCUACAGCCUGCAGGUGAAUUGGGUACUGAUCUCACAGAGCAAGAAAAUCAGGAAGUAUCUGAACAUAAAGAACUUCCAACUAACAGCAGUUCUUUGGUGAAUCUGACAGAGGACAAAGAGAUGGAAGUUUACCCUGAGAAGGAUUCCACCACAUGUUUGAUUUGCAAUGUAGAGACCAGGACUAAUCAAAAUAAUUCUACUCCUGAUACAAAAGGGCAAGAGUCUGAUUUAUUAGACAAUCCAGUUAUUGGAUUGGAGCCACCCGAGGCUGUGAGAAGUGUUGACACUACUAAUAAUACUAACGUAAAGCCGUCAUCCUUUUUAUAUGUAAGUAAAGGGAUUCAGGUGUCAGGAACUGAUAACAAGUACAUAUCAAGAUCCGAUCUUGUCGUCAGACCAAAGUCUUCGAGUUUUGUUAGGCAGGCACUCUCCAUUCACCAGUAUGAUAAGCAGAAAUCACGGAAACAAACAAGUGUUGGUUUGGACUCCAGCCAUUGUACUGGUAAUGCAAACUGGGUCACUGCAGCACUGUCCAAGGGCAACAGAAGUGAAGAUGAGGACACAAAUGACCAUACUACUUUGAGCAGAUCCUCAAGUCUGCAGUCUCAUCACAACAUUUCAAUGGAUACCUCUUCUAGUACCAAUUCACGAUCUUGCUCCUCCCCAGAUCACAUUUAUCACAACUACCAGAACCAAUGUCGGCAGGGUGAGCCAAGAGCAGUGUCCGAGUCAUUUUUGAAAGUUAUGCAUUGCCUGAUGGAAAACCAGCGGCAGCAGGAACAGCAAAUGGCAGCUGAUGGCUCCCUGAAAGCACACAUCAGGGUCUUUAAUAUGGACGGGGGAGCAGAUGUUGUCUUCAGCAGGGCAUCUGGAAGUAGUGCCAACAAUCAGGGAAGAACACUAACCACCUCAAAGUCGGACCUUGAGGCCAAAGAAGGGCAGAUCCCAAACGAGUCGAACUUUAUAGAGUUCAUAUCUCUGUUGGAAUCAAUUAAUAGUUCAAGAAUGAAUGCAGUGAACUGGGCAAGUGACUGUCCAGAGGAGGGCGCCAUGGGCGGAGUUAUGCUACCACUAGAAUCUGGGCCUGAAAACACGAAGCUGCAAGGCAACAACAGUCAACAGAGGAAAUCAGGGAAACAGCAACGGCAGAAUGGAAGAAACAAUCCAAGUCAUUCUGCAACCUUCUGUUCACCACAGAGCUCACAGGAUAGUGGGCGAAUGCAGAACCAUUCUGGUUCAUUGCACUGGGGCAGUGUAGGGUGUCCAAGUGUCAGUCCAAGGCACGAUGCUUCAUCACAUCACGAUACUUCCAUUGGGGCAACACACUUUUUUGUCGAUGAACUCGGAGAAGUAAGGUCGUACACAUUUGGGCCCAAGAGCAGAGGUUUUGAAAAUUCUUUAUAUCAUCAAACAAGUUCAGAACACAUUCAGAGUUCAUGGGAUCAUCACUCCAACUCUCCCAGUCACGCUUCAGCUGACGGACACAACAGGGUUGAGGAAAAUCCUGACGAGCCACACCACCGACACCAACCAGUCAUAUUGCGGAGAAUGCGAAUUAGAAGAUAUUCGGAGGCACGGCAGGGAGCUGGAAAUCGUGAAUCAGCUGUUAAAGUAGAAGAGAACUCUAGCUUCAGACAAUCUUACAGAUUUUGGAUCUUACCUGGAAAGUGGGUGGAGAUUCAUUAUGAUCGUCUGGCUUUGAUGACUUUACUGGACAGGAAUCAGGGCAUUGGAGAAAAUGUGUUAUCAGUUUCCUUGGCUGUCCUCGUUGCCCUUCUUGGAUUCAGCCUUCUUGACAAGGGGUUUUUCAAGGACAUCUCUGUUUUGUGCUUCUGCCUAGUUAUUGCCAGCUGCCAAUACUCCCUGUUAAAGAGUGCUCAGCCUGAUCCUGCUUCGCCUGUGCACGGACACAAUAGAAUUGUUGCAUACAGCAGAUCUAUUUAUUUUUCCAUUUGCUGUGGCCUUGUGUGGGUUUUGGAUCUCGGCAGUAAAAGCACUCGACUUCCAUCUUCUACUCUGUAUGGAUUUAGAUUAAUGUCUACCGAAAACUUUGCAACUGCCAGAGAUUUUAUUAUCGGGUUCACCCAAUGUUUCCCUCUCAUUUUCCUCCUGGGUCUUCUUCCACAGAUUAACACUUUCUUCACAUACUUGCUGGAGCAAGUCGACAUGCAUAUAUUUGGUGGAUCUGCUGCAACAGGGCUAAUCUCCUCGCUCUAUGGCUUUUUCCGCAGUUUACUUGCUGUAUGCCUGCUGUAUGCUCUGUGUAUUGGUACUGUAGAGGGACCAUGGGAUGCUCAGCAUAUUCCAACCCUAUUUUCUGCUUACUGUGGACUGUUGGUUGCUUGUUCCUAUCACCUCAGCAGACAAAGCAGCGAACCAGCAGUGUUGGUGUCCCUCAUUCGCUCUAAAUUGACCAAUGAAUUGGAAGUCCAGGAUCCUGAACAUCCUCUUUCAAAAUACAAAGAUGCUCUUCCUGAGCAACUCAGGAAUUCUGUGAGGGAAGUCUUGAAGUCUGAUCUUGUCAUGUGUGCAGUAAUUAGCCUCCUGACCUUUGCAAUCAGCACAACCACUGUUUUCCUUUCAUUAAAGCCGAUUCUUAGUUUUGUGCUGUAUACUUUGGCUGGGACCAUCGGAUUCCUGACACAUUACCUGCUCCCGCGACUCCGCACACAAGUUCCAUGGUUCUGCUUUGCGCAUCCUUUGCUUAAAGCCAAGGAAUAUAAUCAGUUUGAAGUCCAAGACGCAGCCCAGUUGAUGUGGUUUGAACGAGUAUACGUUUGGCUCCUGUGCUUGGAGAAAUAUGCUAUUUACCCAGCUGUGGUCCUCAAUGCACUCACCAACGAUGCUUUCUCUCUCAGCAGUCACAAGAAGCUCGGCAUACAUUGUGAUGUUUUAAUGAUGACGGUGGCCAGUAUGAAGCUGCUACGCUCCUCCUUCUGUAACCCAACAUACCAGUAUGUUACGUUGAGCUUUACAGUGCUCUUCUUCCAAUUUGACUGCAGAAGUGCCUCCGAGACAUUCUUGCUGGAUUUCUUCUUGAUGUCAAUCAUAUUCAGUAAGCUGUGGGAUUUACAACACAAAUUGCAGUUUAUUUUGACCUACACUGCCCCUUGGCAGAUUGCAUGGGGCUCAGCCUUCCAUGCUUUUGCCCAGCCCUUUGCUGUGCCUCAUUCAGCUAUGCUUUUCACCCAGGCCCUCGUGUCUUCACUCUUUUCUACUCCUCUUGCUCCGUUCCUUGGAAGUGCCAUUUUCAUUACAUCCUACGUCAGGCCAGUGAAGUUCUGGGAAAAGAGUUACAACACGAAACGGGUGGAUCACUCAAACACCAGGCUGGAUUCACAGAUAAACAGAAGUAUGGGAGCCGAUGAUAACAACCUGAAUUCAAUCUUCUACGAGCACCUGACUAGAUCACUACAGCAGAGUUUGUGUGGUGACUUGAUCCUAGGCCGCUGGGGAAGCUACAGCACUGGAGACUGCUUCAUCCUGGCUUCAGAUUACCUCAAUGCACUGGUUCAAUUGAUAGAGAUUGGCAACGGCCUCGUAACUUUUCAGCUCAGAGGACUUGAGUUUAGAGGUACAUAUUGCCAACAGAGGGAGGUUGAAGCAAUAACAGAGGGAGCUGAGGAUGACGAAGGUUGCUGCUGUUGCUGUGAGCCAGGGCAUUUGCCCCACAUGCUGUCAUUCAAUGCGGUUUUUAUCCAACGCUGGCUGGCCUGGGAAGUCACUUCAUCCAAGUACGUUCUGGAAGGCUACAGCAUCAGUGACAACAAUGCAGCGUGCAUGCUACAGAUGUUUGAUCUAAGAAAGAUGCUCAUCACCUAUUACGUAAAGAGUAUAAUAUACUACCUGAUUCGUUCCCCAAAGCUGGAGGACUGGUUAAGCAAUGAAUCCAUACAAGAAGCUCUGCAUCCCUGCACAGCGUGGAAUUACAUUGACAAGGACCCAGCAGUUUUUAAUAUGAACAUUGAUGAAGACUACGACCAUUGCCUCAAGGGAAUCUCAAGAGCCAGCUUCUGCAACACUUACCUGGAAUGGAUCCAGCAUUGCAAUAGUAAAAGGACAAAGCCCAUGAGCAGUGAUGGCGGUUCCCCUCUGGUAACCCUUUGUUACAGCCUUUCAAUCCUUGGCAGAAGAGCUUUAGGGACAGCCACACACAACAUGUCCAUCAGCUUGGAAUCAUUUCUAUAUGGAUUCCAUGCAUUAUUUAAAGGAGAUUUCAGAAUCACAGCCAAGCAGGAAUGGGUUUUCGAAGAUAUCGACUUGCUGCACAAGGUUGUUGCCCCAGGGAUUCGAAUGUCCCUUAAACUUCACCAGGACCACUUCACCACGUCUGACGAAUAUGAGGAUCCCGUGGUACUUUAUGAGGCCAUCAGUGGCCAUGAGCGGUCAUUGGUCAUCUGCCACGAGGGAGACCCAUUGUGGUGCCAGUCCAUCCUUUCAAAUGCAACGGCUCUGCUUGCACUCAGGCACGUGGUAGAUGACGGGGCCAAUGAAUACAAGAUCAUUAUGCUUCACCACCGCUUCCUCAGCUUCAAAGUGGUGAAGGUGAAUAAAGAGUGUGUGAAAGGGCUAUGGGCAGGACAGCAGAUGGAGCUGGUAUUCCUCCAGAAUCGCAACCCAGAACGAGGCAGCAUACAGAAUGCCAAGCAGGUCUUGAGAAACAUGAUCAAUUCUUCCUGUGACCAACCGAUUGGCUACCCAAUUUAUGUGUCACCUCUUACCACUUCCUAUGCGGGCACACAUAAACAGCUGAAGAACGUCUGGGGAGGUCCAGUCAGUUUGGAGAAUCUCAACUUGUGGUUCACUUCCAGGUGGCAGAAGUUGCGCAAGGGCUGCACUGGAGGCAACAUUGACGAUUCAGAUGGCGGUGGGGCUUCCAUGUCCAGCAGCACCAAUCCGACCGAGCAUACCGUGCACAGCAUCAGCUCUAAGAAAGCACAAGACUGGAGGCCACGUCCGACAACCACACAAACUGCUCGCCCGCCAAGAGGUCAGCGAGAACAAAGGAGUACUUCAGUCCAGGUCCAGGUCCCAUCACAACAAGAGGACCAACGACUACCCACCACCAGUCAAUCAGGCUCUGUACUUGAAACUUCCCAGGUGUCAUCGUCUGUCCAAGGCAUGGUUCAAAGAUUAUCCAACAGCCAGCUGUCCUUCAAUAACUCAGUAGCUUCCAUGUUAUCUCAAGUACCUCGACUCUCCACUGCAAGUAGUCAGGGCCACUCAGGGACAAUGAAUUUGUGCAGCGUCAAUUCUUCCACCAGCUCCACCUUCAGCCUAUUGUUUGGGAAAAGAAGUUUGUCCAGCGGGCUCAUGAUUUCUGGGCUCUCUGCUGCAGAAGGUGGAAAUACAACAGACACUCAGUCGUCCAGCAGUGUGAACAUCGCACUCGGACCGUCGGUCAGCCAGACAAGCCAGAUGGCAAGGGGAAGCUCUGAUGCCUGGUCUUCUCUGGAUGUUAUAAGCUCCAGCCAGCCGAAGGACAUGGCACACACAGACAAUGCAUUACUCACUCAAAGUGCUGACCCAAAGGUGAAAGAUGAACAGAGUACAAUGACCUCAGCCAGUCCUGGACCAGAAUCACCAGUGAUCACUUAAGUGUUAAUAGGAAAUGCUUGGUUCUUUAUAAAGUGGUGAAAUCAGUGAAGAAUAAGAUAUUAAGAGCAAGAAAAAUAGGGGAGAUAAUUCUCUUACAUCCAGGAAGGAAAACUGCAUUAAACUACAAAAAGGAAAACUACAUCAAACUACAGAAAAGAAAACUGCAUCAAACAGAACAAUUUAAUGGAAUUAGUCAGUGUUGAAUGCUAUAAGUUGUUUUGUGUGAUGAAGUUAAUAUAGUUUCAUUUUCAAAGUAUAUUUAUUCCUCCAUCUGUGUUGCUCUUACAUCUUUCUGUAUUUUGCUUGUUUCCCAAUAGCAAACAUGUUAAAGAGCUGCAUUGUAUCCAUCUUACAGAGGAUAUGAUGUGAAGAGUGGCAAUUUUUCUACUUGCACACAAAAAUAUAAAUAACAAAACAUCGUGUAACCAAUCGUCCCUCAGUUCUGGUGAAAUUUUUGGAAUUAUUAUUUAUGAAGUCAGUGAUUAGGUAUGGAAAAUUUCAAUUUUGUCAUAACUACAGUGUAAAAAAUUACUUGUGAACAAAAACAUUGAAUUUCCUAGAUUUAUGAAUUCACCAAAUGCAUCUAGAUAACUUGCCAAAUAUGGCCAGUUUAUAUAUGCUGGAUUAACAAAAGUACAGUCGGUGCUCUGGCAAUGUAAUGACCACUUUUAGAACUGAUUCAAUUAGUACAUUUGUUUCAGGGAAAACAUCCUGCCUGCCACAUGAGAUACCAGUGCACAGAUUUUCAAAUAAAUUUCACCUUAAUUUUUUAUAGCUAUUACAACUAAUGAUGCUCAAGGGAAAUUGGCUAUGUGAAUCAAAGUACAGCUCGAGAACGAAGUAUAAAGGAACAAUGAUUUUUCUUUUUACAUUUGUGUGUGGUGUUGUGUUCCAAGGAUUACAUUUUCAACUUGCAAAAUGAUUUCAGCAUGGCCUUGAGAGGAUGGCAUGGAAAUUUACUGUUGAUGCUUUAGGAGCAUGUGGAAGCUAUAGGAAGGAAAGCUGGAGGACAAGGAUAGAAUAGCAGAUAGCUGACAGAUGCAAUUGAAUUCAUAGAAAUGGGAAGGUUAUCCUAAUUGUAAGACCUGUAGAUGUCCAGAACUGGGUUACAGCACAAUGUUACCAGAGUUCUCAUUUUAAAAAACCAAAAUGAAAUAAAGACAAUUAAGAUUGGAAUGUUUUAAUGUAUUGAAUGCAGAAAUAAGAAAUAAAAUUACCUUUAGUUAUUAAGUUGUCAUAAAUACACACUGGAACUUGUGGACAGAGUUCAAAAGCAAUAAGUUAGGCUGUACCUUUUAAAAUUUAGACCUUCCCUAGGACACUGCAUCCAUUUCUGGGCACCAGAUCUUAGAAAGGAUGUCAAGGCUUUAGAGAUGGUGAAACAACAAGAAGCUAGGUGGCUGUGUUCUAAAUCAUAAAAAUUUUGAUCAAGUAUAAAGGAGAAAAACUUUGAGUGACUUAAUUGCUAACUGAGGACACGGAUGUUUACACAGUAAAAAGUAAAGGUCUGGAGUAGCUUGUAUGAAAGAGUGCUGGAAGCACAUUCAACAAAAAAAGGACAGGAUAUGAUUGAAAAGUGAAAAAAAUGCACUACAAAUACAAAGUGCAACUUAGUAGUGAAUUAUGGAGAUAUGUGGAGAUAACAGUAAAAUGGAGUGCUUCUGUUAUAGCUAACUGUAAUGGAAGUAUAAAAGACUAAGCGCUUUUCAUGCUGUAUUUUCUGGCUGUGGGAAGGAUAUAAAUAUAUCUGCUGACUAUACUACUCCUCAGAGAUCAGUGGAGGGUGCAGCAAAUGAUUAUGCAUUGACUACUCAACUCCUUACUGAAACCAAUUUCCAUCUCCACAGUUAUGCUCCCCCUUCCAGUGUGGUCAUUUCUCAUUGCUUAAUCAUGAACAUUAUUUGCCCACUACUAUGCCUAUAAAAACAACUUUCUUUAUAUGGUGCUCUUAAAGUAGAAGCAGGUCCCAAGGGACUGAACAGAAGCAUAAUCAGACAAAAAUAGUAGAGCAAUUCAACUUUUCUCAGGAUUUUGGCUGAUAAAAAUUGAUAUCAAUCUUAUUUAUUUGGCAAAAUCAUAUUGUAGAACUGUAAAAAAUGAUGUCAGCUUAUAUUGUGUAUCAUGUGGACAACUAUGAAACAGACAAGUCAUUUUCUGCUGGUGAAUUAAUACAUUAUUUCAAAGCACUGCAUAUAGCAACAUAAAUAUUUGGAGUAAAUAUAAAUGUUUGGAUGUAAUACUUGGAGAACAGAGAAAAAUUACAAGGAUGUUGCUGGGACUUCAGCACCCGAGUUAUAGGAAAAGAUUGAAUAGGAUAGGACUUUAUUCCCUAGAAUGUAUAAAAUAGAGGGGAGAUUUGAUAGAGAUAUACAAAAUCAUGAGGGGUAAGUUAAAUACAUGCAGGUUUCUUUCCACUGAGAUUGGGUGAGACUACAACUAGAGGUCAUGAGUAAAGGGUGAAAGGUGAAAUCUUUAAGGGGAACAACAUGAGGGAGAACUUCUUCAUUCAGUGGGUCUUAAGUAUGUGGAACAAGCUGCCAGGGCAAGUGGUGGAUUCAGUUUUGAUAUCAAUACAUAAGAAACGUAUGGAGGGCUGUAGUCCAGGUGCAAGUCGAUGGGACUCGGCAUGUUCAUGGUUCAGUCUAGACUAAAUGAGUCAAAGGACUUGGUUCUGUGUUGUAGUUUUCUAUGUCUCUAUCUGAAAUCGCUUUGCACUAUAUAAAAACAAAAUGCCUAAUGUUUAAUCGGGCACUUCUUCAGUAAUUUUGCUCUAACUUUCUAUCUGUGUUUAACAACAAGCAACUUGAUAAAUUAUUAACACAAGGGAUUCUGCAGAUGCUGGAUAAGUGACAAGAUUCUUGUUGAAUUCUGAUAAUGAGUUGCUAUGGUACACUAUGCAAUUAUAUCAAUUAAUCCUAUUAGCCUUUUGUACUGUUUUGGAAUACAGAACAAGUUUAAAAUCUGGCAAUUUGAAAGAUGGUCUGAAUGCAAUCAAUUAGUUCAAGGAUGCAGCAACAGGUUUCAAAUGCUAGGAAUGAUGAAGUUAUUGACUAUUUGACUGUAACAGAAAACUUACGAGUACCAGAUGCUGAGUCAUUGCAGCUAAAAUGUUUUUUGUUUGUUAUCAUUCCUUCUAAAGUUGAUCAUAAAAUUAUCUUUUUAACUGCUUGAUGGUAAAUAUUUUGGCUUGUUGCUGGAAGCAUGUUUUGCUAUAUGAUGGUGCAAAAUUACCACUUGAAAUUAGUCAUUAUUGGUGGUAAAACUUUGACUAAUUGCCUUUCCAAGGGUCAUUAGAACUGCUUACAAUAUGCUUUAGUUGGAAUAAUAGCAGUAUAUUAUUGUGUCCUACUUGUUUUGAAUGUAAUACAUUUCUGCAUUGCGAUUUUACUUCUUGAAAUAUGAAUCAUCUUGGAAUAUAGUAAUUAUUUCUUCGAAAUGGUGAAAUGCAAUUUUAAUGUAAAACCAAAAAUGAUACAUUUAUUGUUAUCCUUUCAAAGAUGGAAAUGAAAGUUAACUCUCCAUUUCAGUCAUGAUGCAUAGGAAAAUAAAUUUAUUGUGCUUUAGACUAUUCACGGUUUCCCAUAUUAAAUAUAACUGCAUGAAGUUGCCUAUGAAAUAUGCUAACUAUAGGCUUAUAAAUUUACUGCCUUGUUAAGUGAAGUGCAAAUUGAAGGCAUGAAAAUGUUUUAGAGUUGAAAAUAAUAUAAUAUUUAGAAAGAUGAUAAAAAUGUAAAGAAAACUGCACUAAGGCUAUAUUCUUGAACCAUAUGUACACUUGUACACAUACACAUGGAAAUAUGCAAUAUAAGUAUCAGGUUUUGAACUUUAUGCUAACUUAAAAUGUAUAUACUUGUAAUGUCAAUUCAAUUGUGUUGGAAUGUAUGGAUACUUUAAAUAUUGGAGCAUGAUUCAGUAUGGAAUAUUAUUUCAGAAAAUUAAAGUGCAAUUUUUA